GAAUUCAAAAGCUGGAGAAUUUAAAGCGAUUUGAAGGAGUUUUAGUGAUGGACUGGGCCAUAAAAUUUCUACCAAUGAGAUACAGAGAGAAACAAACAGAUUGGUUUGGCCAAAGGGGAAAACAUUGGCAUGUCAGUGUCUGCAUUUAUAGAGAUGAAAGUGGUGAAAUUGGGCAUAGGACAUUUACUCAUGUUCUUGAGAAUGUUAAACAAGAUUGGUUUGCAGUGGCAUCACUGUUGGAACACGUGCUGCAAACAGUUAAAAUCCAACUACCGCAGGUGACAGAUAUGUUUCUUCGCUCUGAUAACGCAGGCUGCUACCAUUGCGGACAUUUAUGGAUUGCUAUUCUUCAAAUUAGCAAUAGAACAGGUAUUCAAAUAAAGCAAUAUUCAUAUUCAGAGGCUCAGGCUGGAAAGUCCUACUGUGACUCAAAAAUUGCUCAUAUGAGAACCAAGAUGAGAUCCUUUGUGGCAACUGGAAAUAACAUUUUAAAUGCAGAUGACAUGAAAACUGCAAUUGAUUAUGGAAAAGGUGUAGCUGGAUGUCAAGUGGCCCAUGUUAUUGUUGAAACGUCAAAACAUGUUCUCAAGACUCAUAAUUUAAAAAAUGUCACACAUUUCAACGAUGUUCAGUACACAGAAUCUGGUGUUGUAUUCAUAAAAGCUUAUGGUAUUGGGGAUGGGUUGUCAAUGACUUAUAGUGAGUUAACCAAAUUAUCAGGCCAUUGUCAAAAUGAAACUUGAUGUACUCUUGUAACAGAUUUUGUUCUGCCAUCAAAGGUCAAAGGAAAGAUCAAGUUAACAAAAGCUAAAAGUAAUGCUGUAGAAAAUGAAAUGAGUACUGAGACCACAACAAUAAGACCAGUCAGUUCAUCUGCUUUACAGACAACACUCUCCUUUGAUUGCCCAGAACCAGGUUGUAUUAAGCAUUAUGCUUCCUACAGAACUCUAGAAAAUCAUGUUCUAUUAGGUACACAUGAUUUAAGAUUAGAAAGAGAAUCCGUAUAUGAUAUCAUUCGCAAGCAAUGGACAGAAC
Molecule: messenger RNA, 1035 nt
Organism: Mytilus californianus (California mussel)
Lineage: Eukaryota; Metazoa; Mollusca; Bivalvia; Mytilida; Mytilidae
Exons: 4
Coding region: 48-743 (231 amino acids)
Source: RefSeq, a predicted model, not a curated record